Messenger RNA from Centropristis striata (black sea bass), 2104 nucleotides. It is a transcript of the gene hnf1a, whose product is annotated as HNF1 homeobox a. Gene Ontology annotation, biological process: insulin secretion; regulation of transcription by RNA polymerase II; liver development. The coding region runs from base 340 to 2037 and encodes 565 amino acids. Gene Ontology annotation, molecular function: RNA polymerase II cis-regulatory region sequence-specific DNA binding; DNA-binding transcription factor activity, RNA polymerase II-specific. The record is from RefSeq and is a predicted model, not a curated record. The transcript has 10 exons. NCBI's taxonomy places the organism in Eukaryota, Metazoa, Chordata, Actinopteri, Perciformes, Serranidae. Gene Ontology annotation, cellular component: nucleus.
AUUGUUUUUAAAGUGCACUUUGGUCACUGUUGGGGACUGAGGGAGAGGGGACAAAGUUCACAGGGCGCAUGUAAGGAGGAGGGGGUGAAAAGGAGGAAGGUUAAAAAAAAAAAGAAAAUUGACCUUUGAAAGCAAAACAGCAGGUGGAGAGCUAAAACCAGGCAGCUCAGGACACAUCGGGAGGAAAUACAACACUGGAAAAAUGAAGGCAUAUGUUCUUUUUAUCUGAAGAGGGACCACAAAUAUAAUGAGGCCCAACGCUGCCUGUCUGGCUGAGGUUUACGCUUGCACAUGAAAGUGUUUGUUUGCGUGGCGGCAGCGAGGUAAGCCAUCAGAGCAAUGGAAGAGAGGAUAGAGGAGAGGGCUGGGGCGGCCAAGGGGAAGCCGAGCCGUCUGACCGCACUUCAGCAGCAGCUGGUCUGGGCCCUGUUAGGAUCUGGGCUGUCCCGGGACGUCCUGGUCCAAGCCAUAGGGGAACUGGAGCGAGACAGGGCGAGUGCUGGUGCCGAGGGGGGAGAGAGGGGGGAUGGAGAGAGCUCCGAGGAAGGAGAAAUGGAUUUCCCACCGCCUAUAUUCCGAGAGCUGGAGAAGCUUUCCCCUGAGGAGACGGCCAAACUGAGGGCUGAAGUUGACCAGCUACUGCAGGAGGACCCCUGGCACGUUGCUAAAAUGGUGAAAAGCUAUAUGCAGCAGCACAACCUCCCACAGAGAGAGGUGGUGGAGUCCACAGGACUCAACCAGUCCCAUCUCUCCCAGCACCUCAACAAAGGCACGCCCAUGAAGAACCAGAAGAGAGCCGCUCUGUACACCUGGUAUGUCAAGAAGCAGUGCGAGAUCAGUCAGCAAUUCACCAACGCCAAACAUGGCCUUGCAUCUGCGGAGGAGCAAGGAGAGGAGACCAAGAAAGGACGGAGGAACAGGUUCAAAUGGGGUCCCGCAUCUCUGCAGAUCCUUUUCCACGCCUAUGACCGGCAGAAGAACCCCAGCAAGGAGGAAAGAGAGGGGUUAGUGGAGGACUGUAACAGGGCAGAGUGUCAUCAGAGAGGGGUGUCUCCCUCCCAGCUUGCCGGCCUGGGCUCCAACCUGGUUACAGAAGUCCGGGUGUACAACUGGUUCGCCAACCGACGCAAAGAGGAGGCCUUCCGUCACAAACUGGCUCUUGACACACCUUAUUCCAACCAAUCUGCCUCCUCUUCUCACCCCAACCUCCCACCAAGUCCAGAACACGGUGUGAAAUACAGCCACCAAAUUCUGUGUGAUGCCGUGAGCUCAGCCAGAGGUAGCGCAGGGGAGAGAGUGGGACGUCUGGUGGUCAGUCCUAUCCAACUGGAGCCCAGCCACACACUCCUCGAGACACAUAACCCCAAGCUGGUGUCCAGCGGUGGCCCACUGCCCCCAGUAAGCACUCUGACCUCCCUGCACAGUCUGUCCGCCUCCUCUGCUUCCUCACAGGGCCUCAUCAUGGCAUCACUCCCCAGCGUCAUGAGCCUGGGGGAGUCCUCACUUCUCAUCGGUUUAGCCUCCACACAGCCUCAGACUGUGCCUGUCAUCAACAAUGUAGCCGGCGGUUUCACCACCCUCCAGCCAAUCUCAUUCCAGCAGCAGCUUCACGCCUCUACCCAGCAGCCAAUAUCACACCAGCUCCAGAGUCACAUUGGGGCCAAUCCCUUCAUGGCAACCAUGGCGCAGCUGCCAUGUCACAUGUACAACAAGUCGGAUUCGCCUCAGUAUCAUUCGUCCAGUCUGCUGUCUCAGGCCAUGGUCAUCGCUGACAGCGGCAGCAGCCUGGGGACGCUGACCAGCCUCACUGCUGUCAGACAGAUUCUAACAGUGGAUCCUGAGGAACAGACGGACCCGCCUUUACAAGAAGAAUCUCUGCACCUGCAGCCGCAAACACCUGUGCCAGCUUCCUCUGAGAGCCUGGAGCUGUAUCCUGACUCUCAGACAACAGAAAGUCAUCAGUCUCACCUGCUCUCACCUUCACCAACAGACAUCAGCUCCUACAUCCCUACACAAAUGGUCUCUACUGCACAGUAAAGGUGCUCUGGGAACACUGUGUCUCCUCACUAUCAGCUGGUCGCAGGGCGUUGUGGAUGGACAGCUA